This is a messenger RNA of Clupea harengus (Atlantic herring), 5250 nucleotides long. Its product is annotated as complement C3-like. The record is from RefSeq and is a predicted model, not a curated record. Gene Ontology annotation, molecular function: endopeptidase inhibitor activity; protein binding. The transcript is spliced from 41 exons. NCBI's taxonomy places the organism in Eukaryota, Metazoa, Chordata, Actinopteri, Clupeiformes, Clupeidae. Gene Ontology annotation, cellular component: extracellular region. Bases 44 to 5035 code for a protein of 1663 amino acids.
GAUGUAAUAAGGAGCAGAGCUACGCUAAGCACUAGCAGACAGGAUGCGUCUGGACCUGGUGUUGGUGUGUGUGGCCGCUGUGACUCUCUCUCUCCCCGCUCCCUCAACAUGUGACCCACUCUAUGUGAUGUUGGCUCCUAACCUCCUGAGGGUGGGCACCCCAGAGAAGGUGUUUGUGGAGGCCCAGGACUACAGUGGUAGCGCCUUUGACGUCACACUCACGGUGAUGGACUUCCCCAGAAAGACCAGGGAAAUUGACACCAAGACGGUGACCCUGAAUGCAACGAACAACUACCUAGGACUUACUGAGAUAACAAUCCCUGACUCUGGCAGACACUUCUUUGGUGAGGCUUCAGUCGAGAACCAGUAUGUUUAUCUGCAAGCGACUUUCCACGACCAAUCUCUGGAGAAGAUCGUGCUGCUCUCCUUCCAGUCGGGAUACAUCUUUGUGCAAACUGACAAAACCAUAUACACUCCUUCAAGCACAGUUAGGUACAGAAUCUUCUCACUGAGUCCAGGACUAAAACCCAUUCACUCGGGCAUCUCUGUGGAAAUCAUGACCCCUGAUGGAAUUACCAUUUCCAGAGAAAUCCUCUACCCUGAUAAAGGCAUUCGAUCUGGAGAGAUCAAGCUUCCCGAUAUUGUCAGCUUCGGAAUGUGGAAGGUUGUCACCCGGUUCCAGAGCACACCACAAAGAAACUUCACGACUCAGUUUGAGGUCAAGACAUACGUUCUUCCCAGCUACGAGGUCACCCUGAUUCCAAAAUCCCCUUUCUUGUAUGUUGAUGAUGAUGAUCUUAAGGUUGACAUUUUAGCAAGGUAUUUCUACGGAAGAGAGGUGACAGGCACAGGCUUGGUCAUUUUCGGUGUGAUGACAAAGGACAGUGUGAAGAAAAGUCUACCUGGGUCUUUGAGGAGGGUUGAGAUCCGAGAGGGCAAAGGAGAAGCCCUGUUGACGAAAGAGCAGAUCAGAGACACCUUUCCGGACACAAACCAAUUGGUUGGUUUGUCUCUAUAUGUGAAAGUAAGCGUGUUAACAGAGACAGGAAGUGAAAUGGUCGAGGCAGAGAAGCAAGGCAUAAAGAUCGUCACGUCUCCAUACACCAUUAACUUCAAGAGGACCCCGAGAUACUUCAAGCCAGGAAUGCCCUUUGAUGUCUCGGUAUAUGUUACUAAUCCCGAUCACUUGCCUGCAAGUGACAUUGCGAUAGAGGUGAUAACUGCCACAGAUGGAAUCAUAGAAGCAACAACCAGAGGAAAUGGAAUGAUCAAGGUCACCGUGAACACAGUAGAUGGGGACAACACCCUGUUCAUAGAGGUGAAGACUAAAGUCUUGGGGCUGCUGGAGGCCAGGCAAGCUGAGCUGAACAUGACGGCCGUGGCGUACCGGACCACCGGAGGGUCCAGGAACUACCUGCACAUCGGGGUGCCCCCCAGUGUGUUGACCAUAGGUCAGCAAAUCAAGAUGAGCCUCUAUGUCGGCAAUAGCCCUGGCGCCAAGGACCAAGACUUCACCUAUCUGAUCCUGAACAAAGGGCAGUUGGUGCGUGCUGAAAGGAUAAAGAGACAUGGCCAGACUCUGGUGACUUUGUCCUUACCGGUGACCAAGGACAUGGUCCCCUCCUUCCGUAUCGUGGCCUACUACCAUGUGGGCUCGUCUGAGGUGGUGUCUGACUCAGUCUGGGUGGACGUGAAGGACACCUGCAUGGGAACGCUCAGAGUGGAACUUGCUGAUCCACAAAAGGAGUACAGGCCUCAUAAACCUUUCAGUCUCUCCAUCACGGGAGACCCUGGGGCUAGGGUGGGCCUGGUGGCUGUGGAUAAAGGAGUCUACGUCCUCAACAACAAGCACAGACUCACCCAGAGCAAGAUUUGGGACGUUGUUGAGAGACUCGACACUGGCUGCACAGCAGGUAGUGGUAGAGACAGCUUGGGAGUUUUCUCUGAUGCUGGGCUGGUGUUUGAGUCAAGCACUGCAGGAGGAACUGACACCAGGACAGUUCACACGUGUUCCACUCCCAUCAAAAGAAGUCGGCGUUCCCUCUCAUCCAUGGACAUGCAGUCUACACUGGUGAGCCAGUAUGAGGGCGAGGGCCUGCGGGGCUGCUGUGGGGAUGGCCUGAGAGCUGACCUGGCAGGCAGGAGCUGUGAGCGGCGGGCCGAGUACGUGAGCGCGGAGGCCUCCUGCGCCCAGGCCUUCCUGCACUGCUGCAGGGAGAUGAGGGGCUUUGAGGAGAGGGCACGGGCCAACAGUGAGGCACAGUCUGCCCGGAUGCUCCUCGCACGGAGCGAUGAUGAUGAUGACAUGUACUUGAGCUCAGAGGACAUCGUGUCCCGUACACAGUUCCCUGAGAGCUGGCUCUGGGAGGACCUGACCUUGCCACACUGUCCUAGGGACAGCAAUCACUGUUCCACAACUUCAACUCAAAUGACAAAAUACCUGAAGGAUUCAGCCACCCGCUGGCAAAUCACUGCAAUCAGCCUCUCUGAAACUCAUGGUAUGUGCGUGGCAGAGCCCUUGGAACUGGUCGUCACAAAGAACUUCUUCAUUGACCUCCGUCUUCCUCACUCUGCCAAGCGUGGCGAACAGCUGGAAAUUAAAGCUGUUCUUCAUAACAACCACAUGGAUACACUACAGGUGCGUGUGGAGCUGUUGGAGACGGAGCACGUCUGCAGCGUGGCUUCAAAAAGGGGCAGCUACCAGACCACGGUGAAACUGGAGGGCAUGACAUCACGCGACCUCUCCUUCAUCAUCAUCCCCAUGGUGCUCGGCUCACACACGAUUGAGGUCAAGGCGGCGGUGUUCGACACAUUCUAUAGCGACGGCAUCAAGAAGGAACUGCGCGUGGUGCCUGAGGGAGUAUUGACAAAGAUCCAGGUCACUCAAAUUCCACUCAAUCCAUCUUUGCAUGGUGGGGCUCAGAGACAGGAAAUCAAGUUUGAACAUCUGAGACGGCAGGUGCCAAACACCCCGGCGAGCACACACAUACGAGUGCAAGGCCAGGAGUUGAGUGAUUUCAUAGUAAACGCGAUCAGUGGAGAGUCUAUGGAUUCUCUCCUUAACAUUCCCUAUGGGAACGGAGAAGAGAACUUGGUCACCAUGGCGAUGCCCCUUAUUGCCACUCAUUAUUUGGACCAUACCAAUCAGUGGGACAAAGUGGAUGUGCAAAAAAGAGCUGAGGCAGUGGGAUACAUCCGAAUGGGCUACCAGCAGCAGCUCGGCUUCCGCAAACCUGACGGCUCGUUCGGGGCUUUCCGGAAGUCUCCUAGCAGCAUCUGGCUCACAGCCUUUGUGGUCAGAAUGUUGUCCAUGGCUGAUGACAUCAUCAGCAUUGAGGAGGAGGUGGUGUGCAGCGCCCUCCAGUGGCUGGUCCUCAACACUCAGCAGCCGAAUGGAUCUUUCAAAGAGUCUACACCAAUCACCUAUGUUAUGGAAAGCACGGGCAAAGUGUAUGGAAAAGACUGUGAUGCUUCUUUGACGGCGUUUGUGCUCAUCGCCAUGCAGGAGGGGAGACGAAUCUGCACGGGACAUGUUAGUGGUCUUUUGGGGGGGAUGGGAAGAGCUUCCCAGUACCUGCAGCUGAGAAUCCACACGUUAAAGAAUCCCUACGCUGUAACCAUAGUUUCAUAUGCUCUCGCAGACUCUGGGAAACUUAACAAAGACAUUCUCUUUCAACACAACUUAAAUGAUGGUCCGGUGUGGCCGGUCCCUGGAGGCCAUCAGUACACACUGGAGGCGACGGCCUAUGCCCUCCUGGCCUUGCUGAGGAUGAGGGAGUUUGAUUGGGCCAGCACCGUUGCACAGUGGCUCAACUCACAGAGGAGGGACCGAGGAGGCUAUGGGUCCACUCAGUCCACCCUGAUGGUUUAUCAGGCCGUGGCCGAAUACAGGAGAUGCAUGCGGACGCUGCAUGAAGUCAACCUAGAGGUCAACAUUGACGUGUCUGGCCGCAGCAGACCCAUCAUGUGGACUUUCAAUAAGGGAAACGCCUACGUCAGCCGCUCCGAUAAGCUCCAGCUGAAUCAGAACCUGACUGUGACUGCCAAGGGAAAUGGAGAGGGAACACUUUCAGUGAUGACCAUGUACUAUGCGCCACCCACGGAUAAGGAUAAGGCAUGCAACAACUUCAGGCUUAAUCUGACUCUGGAAAAGCAAGCUAAAGUGUCACAUGAUGGAGCCAGCGCAAGCUAUAUCCUGAAGAUUGAUGUCAUGUAUAUUUCUGAGGACAGGGAUGCUGGCUUAUCUGUCCUCAGCGUCGGACAGCUUACAGGAUAUGUGGUGGAUGUUAACGAUCUCAACAGGCUGUCCUCAGGAAGAGAGAGAUAUAUUCAGACCUUUGAGAUGGAUAACAUUAUGUCACAGGAAGGCUCCCUCCUCAUCUACCUGAACAAGGUGUCUCAUGAGAGACCAGACACUAUUGCCUUCAGGAUUCAUAAGAGGCUAGACGUGGGGCUACUCCAACCUGCUGCAGUUACUGUGUAUGAGUACUAUGAUAUUGAGAAUCACUGCGUGCAGUUUUACCACCCUGACAAGCUCAGUGGAUCCUUAAACCGUCUCUGCCAUAACGAUGUCUGCAGAUGUGCUGAAGAGAGCUGCAGUAUACAGAAGAAUGAACAAAUAGAAGGAGACAAGGAACGAGAUUAUGUAGCAUGUGAGGCUGGCAUGGACUAUGUUUACAAAGUCACAGUGGAGAACACAAAUCUGACCGCUCACACAGAUGUGUACAACAUGAGAGUUACCCGGGUCGUCAAAGAAGGUAGUGACCCUGCAGUCAUGGGUGAUACUCGCAUAUUUGUGGCCCAUCCUUCCUGUAGGCGGGGUUUAGACCUGAAACAAGGCCUAUCCUACCUUCUGAUUGGUCACCGAAAGGACAUCAUGAGGCAUGAUGGGAGGGUUCAGUAUGUUCUCGGGGAGCGCACCUGGGUUGAAUACUGGCCCACUGAAGGGGAGAGUAAAAGUCCUGAAUUUAGAGAAAAAUACGGAAGCAUUCAAAACUUUGCCCAGGAACUCAGUGAAUUGGGCUGCCAGUACUGAUGUACUCCCCAUCACUAGCCACUCUUAAUGGGUUUUCUCACAUGAGCAAAUCUCUCUCUCUCUCUCGCUCUCUCUCUCUUUAUAUAUAUAUAUAUCUACAGGAGUUAAUGGCAUAAGACAAUCACAAACAAUCAUCAUUUUUUUUGCAUUCUGUACCUUUGUUUAAGAAAAAGGAAUUUUGUGAUAAUACAAUAAUUAAAUGCAGUGGAAAUCUA